CAAUAAAAUAAAUAGUAGUCACUAUCAAACGUUAUCAUAAAAAAAUAUUAAAUUUACACGAGUCAAACAACUUUCUAAAAAAAAAACAGAAGUGCUGCAUUUUGUCAAUGGUAGUUAAGAAAAAUUGCGAUAAAAAACUUUUCUUGUCUAUUGAUUCAUCCAUCGUUGCCCCACCGACUGAUGUGAAAUUUUCUCGAUAAAUUCUUUAAUUUAUCGUUUUAUAAGAAAAUUCUACUUAGAAUUAACGUAUAGACUAACGGGGCAAUCGUUAAAUUCAACCUAAAUAUAGGCUCGUGUCGCAAAACGGCUUAAACCUUCUUCGUGUAUGUCACCUGUGCGUUCAUCGGGCGAUAGCUUUCGAUCGGUUUCGCACGUCCUACAAUAAACAAUAGUUUGUUUUUGCGGCGUAUUCACGCGGGCGAUCGAUCGCGUGCGGUGUUGUGCAGUGGUAAUGGUCGGUGCAGUGGCGGUGGAGGUGGAGAUGCAUCAGUGAAGGGAAGGAGCGCUAGCAGCAGGGCUCGCCAGGGACUCAGAUGUUGGAGACGCGAACCGCGCGCGCCGCAGACUCGGUGUGGGCGAGCAAGCCGCUGCCGGCGCCGCACGCCAUGGCCAACCCGAGACAUGGGAAAAACGCUCAGGAGGACGUGUGCUAUGUGGUCGCGAAAUACGACUACGCAGCGCAGGGCGCCCAAGAACUCGAUCUGCGCAAGAACGAGCGAUACCUCCUGCUCGACGACUCGAAACACUGGUGGCGUGUACAGAAUGCACGCUCCCAGUCGGGCUAUGUACCUAGCAACUAUGUCAAGAAGGAGAAGCCUUCGCUCUUUGACAGUAUUAAGAAGAAAGUUAAAAAAGGCUCCGGUUCGAAGACACUUCCCUCUAACAGCUCUCCAGUCCGCGGCGGCACCGAGUCGCCCGGAGCGAGGCGCGUCGCAGAACCAACGGAGGCAUUAGGGACCGCCGUCGUCAAGUACAACUAUCAAGCGCAACAACCCGACGAGUUGUCGCUCACCAAAGGGACCAGAAUCCUGAUCCUGGAGAAGAGCAACGAUGGAUGGUGGCGGGGGCAGUACCAGGGGCACACUGGAUGGUUUCCGUCCAACUACACGAGCGAAGAGGGUGAUGCCGAGGACCCGGUCCACACUUACGCUAUGGCGGAGAACGUUCUAGAUAUUGUUGUGGCAUUAUACUCGUUCACAUCGAACAACGAGCAAGAGUUAUCGUUCGAGAAGGGCGAUCGGCUGGAGAUCGUGGAGAGGCCGCCCUCCGACCCCGAGUGGUACCGCGCGCGGGACUCGCGCGGGCGACAGGGGCUAGUACCGCGCAACUACCUGCAGGAGCUGGCCGACUACCUCGCCAUGCCAUAUAGUGAAGCGACGGAAGGCGGUCGAGCCGUGGCGGGAACUGGUGCCCAGGGUCGAGCCUGGUACUACGGCGCCAUCACGCGCACGCAGUGCGACACGCUGCUCAACCAGCACGGACAUGACGGCGACUUCCUCAUCAGAGACUCCGAGACUAAUGUUGGCGAUUUUUCAGUAUCCCUAAAAGCGCCGGGCCGUAAUAAACACUUCCGCGUCCACGUGUCCGGGUCCCUGUACUGCAUCGGGCAACGCAAGUUCCCGACACUCGACCAGCUGGUCACCCACUACCAACGGGCGCCCAUCUACACGAACAAGGCGGGCGAAAAGCUGUACCUGGUGCGCCCGCUGCCCCGCGCCGACCCGCCCUGCUGAGUGCUCACCGUCACCACCGCCACCACCACCACCACCGCCACCACCGCACCACACUGGUAGCCGCCAUUUUAUUUUACUUUUAUGAUAUGUGACGUUUUCAAUCUAGAGGUACCACAUUGCCGCUUACCAUAAGGACGAAAUUUGCUUGUAUCCACAUACAAAUAACCUGUCAGAGCGUCCUUAUGGCAAGUGACAAUGUGGUACCUUAUGCUUGAAAACGACACAUUUUUACACACUAUACAUAUUUGUAAUAACCGGUCGGCAUCAUAUACCUAGAUAAUGGCGGUCAAAAUAACCACAUGUAUCGAAACACAUCCUAUUAACUUCCAUGGUGACCGACAUGUGUUAAAAUAUUUUUCACCGUCACUAUUUAUUAGCCCAUGACUGAACGAAACGAACUUAAAAUAAAGAUCAAAUGAAACGCAUUUCGUAAUCAACAAACAAUAUUUAAAUAAAAUUUUUGCUACUUAACUAAGUAGUAAAACUAGCUAAAUUCAGCUAUAUUUAAAAACAGCUCCAUUGUAUAAAUACAAUAGAAACAAAAAAAAUUGGUGAAUUUUAGGCCAAUAAACACAAUAAGUUACAAUAAACCCCAUAACUAUUGUGUGUAUUGAUAGCUAUACUUGUAUGUUUCGCAUAUUGUUCCAACUAAUCCGAGAGUAUUUAUUCAUAUCUCAGAUAUUAGUGAAUCUAAAUAAAACAACGCUUUAAAAAAUCCCUAAACAAAACGCGAAACAAACAAACUAAAAUGGCGGAACCUAGCGAAGCGAAUACUAUAAUUAACUUUAGAUACCGUAAUGAAAUUACUGACUUUCCACGCUUCCUUUACUAAUAUUCCUCAUUUCAUUCAAAGUCAAUUUGUAAACAAUUUUCAUUCCAAUAUACUGUAAAAUUAAACUAUACAGGGCCUUGUAUCAAAAAUUAUUAGUCGUUCUGACUUGGUUUUAAAAAUAUGACUUAAGUAUUUAUACCAGUGUUGGCUGAACGUUAAUUGCAAUUAACCAUUAACCAGUACAAAUUGAACCGUAAACCGUAACGGACGGUAACAGCUUCGGGUUCAAUUUGUACUGGUUAAUGAUUAAUUGCAUUAACGUUUCGGCCAACACUGAUUUAUACUUAUAUACUCGCUACAAAAGUUGUAUCAGUCAAAAACGUUCAGUUUGAUAGUCAAUUUACGACAUAUAUUAAAUUAAUUAGAUAUAUUAUUAGUUGCGCCAUUAGAAAGGCUCCUUAAGGAAUAAAAUCUGACCAAGUAACAGAUAUAAAUUUUGAAAAACAAGGCCCUGUUAAGUUUAACUAUGGCUACCUUGAACGGUUAACAUGACGUCAAAUUGCGAUUAUUCUCAGUAUUUCAUUGUUUUCAAUGAAACAUUUAGGACAAAAAAAAUCGCACUAAAUGUGAGCGCCAUGUUACUCGCGCCAAGCUUUAAAACGCAUUUCAUUUUUGCCAACCACAACAUUGCAUCUCUUUUCUUUUGGCAUACGAAAACAAGAGAUGCAAUUAUUAGGCCUUUGGCCUUAUAAAGUUAGUCGAAACAGGGCCAAUGUUUCAUUAGUAACUUAUCUUUGUUUAAUAUAGUACAAGUUUAUAGGGUUUUUAUACUAAUGAAAUAUCGAACCCCUUAAGCAAAUAUACUUGAAGUGCCGAUUUCGGAUCCUACAAGAAACUUUAACAUAUGGAUACUGGUUUUAAGGCCUAAUUGUAUAGUGUCCUAUAACAAAACCUACCAACGACAAUUUUUGUAAACAACUAGAGUCCGUCUGAGCUAACUCAACGUAUUCAUAGGAAUUUGACGUUUGUGCUAUACUACUACGUUCUGUCACUGGAAAGUCCGCAGAUUUAGCUUGGCCCGACUUUAGCGACCAGAACAGUAAAAAAAAACAAUUUCAUAUAUCUGACAUGUUAUGUCACUCAUUGUCUCGUGUGUUCCCUCAACUAAUUAUUAGACCCUGGAGUUGUAAAUUUGCGACGACCUUGACAUAUUUAAUUUAAUUAAUGUCAUUAACGGGUCUAACGUGAUUAAACUUCAUUAUUUUACCUUUUUUCCGACGUUUCAGCUAGGUUGCACUAGCUGUGGUCACGGAAGACAAAACGCGAGAGUUUAAAGUGUUAUAGUUAAUUUAAAAUAGAAAUUUGACUAUCAUUUGGACGCGAUAUCUCAAGCAGUGUUGGCCGAACGUUAAUUGCAAUUAACCAUUAACCAGUACAAAUUGAACCGUAAACCGUAACGGACGGUUACAGUUUACGGUUCAAUUUGUACUGGUUAAUGGUUAAUUGCAUUAACGUUUCGUCCAACACUGAUCUCAAGGGUUCAUCCGAGUACCGAACUUUGUGCCAUUAUAUGGUAUGUUGUUUCUUAGGCUCGGAAUUUAGGUAAAAAAAACUUAAAUGUCUUGUUCUGUAAAUGAAGUUCUUUGUAGGAGAACGAAACCGGCCACUUGCCUAGUUUAAUACGGCGUUGAUGCAACGCCAAAAUAUUAAUAAUUACAAUAAUAAACCAAAAAUUGGCUUCUUUAUUGCAUCUCUAAUAGCAUAAGACCAUUUUCUAUAUCAUAUUAUUUAGGUAAGUUACAGUAGAGUAAUGUAAAAUGUUUUUUAUAGUUCAUGUGUAGAUACGUGAGACGUGUGUGCGUCAUAGUUUAAAUGCUUCAUACAAAUUAAUAUAUGAGUGAUUGCAAAAAGGGCGGUUUGGUAAAGUUUGAUAUGUAAAUAAUUUGAUUAUAUUUUGACUUCCUAGAUCUAAAAGGAGUGAAUAAAAAACCACGUGACUUAGUCGUUUAGCUAAUGAUUUCAUAUAUAAAAUUGUACCUCAGUGGCCGAAUGACCAAGUUCUGUGGUUUUUAGUUUACAUUACUUCAUAAAGUAAUGAAAAUCAAAUACCAUAUGGACAUAUCCAUAUGGAAUGGAAUAGACUAUAGAUUCCUCAAUAACAUAAUGUAGGAUCUGCCAAAAUGCCAUAGGUUCUUUUUUAAUAAAACGAAUGUGGAUUAUGUGUGUGUAAUAUUAUUAUUUAGAUUUAUAUACGCAGUAUUCAAACAAUAAUUUGCACAUAAAUAAGGAAUAUGAUUUUAAGUAGGUACUUUUUCAUAACUUAUAACCAUUUGUAAACUUUUUUGUCUAUAAAUGGUUCAUAAAAACUUCCCUUUUUGCAAUUGUCGAUCCAAACACAUUUUAUACACACCAGUACGCAUAUACGUUGUGAUGUUUGGCCACGUAAGUUAUAUGUAAGUCAUUCAGGGAGGUCGCGGGUCGGGGGAUUUUGUACUUUUUUAUAAAAGGGCAUAGUGCCCGAGUAAUACCUAAUACCGGAGACUAAAAUAGUAUAAAGUCAAGGAAAAACGUGCCGUAAAUAAUUUUACUAUAUUUUUUUAGGGCAUCUUUUGAAAUCUAAACUCAUUUCACAGGCUGGGCUCUUUACGGGAGGGUUAUAUACAAAUCGGCUGAUAGUAUAUGGUUUUGUGUAGUAAAACAAUUAAGUAUCUAUCCAUCGAUGGUAAGAUAAACCUGAGAAUGAUAUGUGAAUGGCCAAUUUGCCAUACGUAUAAUGGAGUGACGUAGCUUGUCGCGGUCGCCAUGUAAGGUGCCAAAAUGAAAGAACAAUCUAUUGAUGAGUAAAUACUAAUUUAUUUCGAAUCUAGUGUUUAGAAUCUAGAAUAUCUAGAUUAUAUCGGAUAAACAAAAGCCUACGACAUUCGUUCGAUACACACGUCACGUUUUUCUUUAAUUUUAACACUAUUACAUUAGUCUCUGUUAAAACAAAGACAAUGAGACAAAAUAGUUUAUUCUGAGGCGUAAUUAGACAAAUUAUUUCGUCUCAUUGGAAUUGUUUUGCGUAGAAUAAAGUCUGAUUAGGAACGCGUAGACUGUUUCCGCAACUUAAGUCUUUUGACAACGAAUUAGGUCCCAGUGCGAAGGAGACGGUCGCAGUUCAAACUGUCAUUUAUAUCUUUAUUUAGUAUUGUUUAGUAACCAUAACCCAAGCCUUAUUGAGGUAAUAGUGGGGCUAGGUCGAUUGAUGUAAGAUGUCUCAUAAUAGUUGUUUAUUUAAAUGAAGCAUACUUUAGGUUGUGAUAGUAUAUGCCAGCCGUAACAGUUCAUUGACAAUUUAUCCAAUCAUCCUGGUUUUGUGCCAAUUUUGUACUAAAAUUACGGAUUGGUUGGACAAAUUGGGUCAAUCGAUCUAUAUUUUUCUAGUAUCUGUCUUAUAAAAAUAAUAUUUAAUUGUUUAUAACACCAUACAAAGGCAAAAUAAUACACGACGACACGUAUGCGUUAUGAUAAACUUUUUCAUAUCUCAGAUAAGCGAAAAACAAAAUAAACUUUUUACGGUUACUUUUUUUUAUUGUCUAGUGUGAACUUAGCAAUCAUAGCAUCAAGGUUUUUUGCCACUGUCUUAAAAAAAAGAUGUCGUUUGAACUGCGACGGGUAGGAUUGGAAUCUCAGAUUUCCGCUGAUGUGACUCUCACUAGUCAUAACGCCGGCAUCACAAGCAGCGCUUCGCUUUUUAUAUUAUGUCAGAUUAUACAUUACCUUUUAUUUACUCGGCUAUAACACGGCGUGUGAGCGAGACAGGGCGACGUAUGUAGUGGUGUCUCGCUCACAUUGGAGCAAUGUGUACUGCCUUAGUAUACGACCAUGCGGGUAUCGUAUAUGUCUAGGUAGUUAAUUAAUAGUUGACUUAAUCUCACUGCUUUAAGGUCUAAAAUAGUGUAACUACUAAAUGAAAAUAUUAUAGUCAUGAAAAAGAACAAAAAAUAUAAUUUAAGACUUAAAAACCCUAGGGAUAAAAAGUAAUACUUAAGCAAUUUUAUAAUCAUAGGGCAAAUGUAAGUACUCUAGAAAAAUAACUAAAUUUAUAGAUAUUUAUGGCGAAUUUUGCCAAUCAGGAUUAGACUUCCUUACUUAUUAGUUGUAUUUCUAGUAUGUAUAUGCAUUUGCCCCAAUGGAUUCCUCUAAUAAUAAAAACAUAGUUGUAUACGAUUCCCGUAUAUUUUUGUGUGAAAUGAACGACGGCAGCUGUUGUGUUGUUUUUUUAUAUAUAUUUAUGUUAAUUUUGUAGAUAUUUUAAUUUUAACGCAAUAUAUCACAUCGACUUGUAUUUUGAACUGAUUUAUGAGUAUAGUGUGGAUGUAGUUAGUAUACAGUCGUGUAAGCUUGUGCCUGCUACAGAGAGCGCACCGCUCUCGGUAAAUCGGUCAAACGAACUAGAUUCGGUAGUUUAGUUCCUUUAGUUCAGUUCGGUUGUUGAGAGACGGGAGCCCAGGAAUGAAAAGGAAUCAGUUUUACACUCGAUUUUUUUCCAAUCUUUGGUAUCUGUAUAUAUUUCAAAGUGUACGAUAUAAUAUGUCCUUAACACCUUAACACAAUAAAAAUAUUAAAAUAUAUAGAAAAAUAUUUGAUUUUUCCAUCUUACUUUUUGGGCUUUGGCGUGUCACGUCGUUCUUUCAUCUCGUUCGCACUUGUGCCAGCGACAUUGUGAACCGUUUCGUUCCGUCCGUUUUCUGUUUCACUCAGUCAAGCACUUUCCAAUCCCACUGAACUAAAGUAUCUAAAGAGCGUGCAAAGAUUUAGUUCCUUUCGGUCCUUCACGGGAUUUCAUUCUUAACAGUUCUUAGUUCAUGACCGACUCAAGCCUACAGUCGUGGAUAUUGACCGUAUUAGGAACACUCUUGACAGUCCAUUAUGUACCUUGUCUCUUUUCAAUAAGGUUUAAGAAUUGUGAGUUGACAGUGGACGAUGUACCUCGGAAUAAUCUUAAAUAUCGUGUGCCCAUCAAUGAUAGAGUCUGUGCGUAGAAUGUAUUGGGUCCCAUACAUUUCACGACUCUUCUCUUUCCGCACAGACUCUAUUAUAUAACUAUAGAUAGGUUAUACUCAUAUUUGGAGCACAAAAAAUAAAUACUUCUAUAAUUACCUACUAAGAAAUCUGUUAUUUUUGAUUAAUUUUCGCAUUUCAGCCAUCUUUGUCAUACUUGUUCGUGUGUCUCUUUCUGUGUGCGAGACCUCGUUAGCACGUGCACAUAUCUCCCUUGUCUAGGCACGACUAAAGGCAGCUUGUACAGUUUGUACAAGGUAACACCUAUAACCUAUCUUUAGUUAUAAUAUCAUUGGUGCCUAUGUGUCAAAUGUAAAAUUUUGAGAGAUCAUCUUCUCAAAAAUAUUUCACAUUCUUACAGUUUCAAUUGUAUGCUCGUAAUUUUGUGUUCUUAUUGCGGGUAAGUGCAGUUUUAUUUAAAUUAUAACUAUUCCUAGCGACUACAGGAUUGUGUAUCGUCCAAGUAAGAGCUCCAAUAAAAUGUAUAUCUUUAGAAUACAUUCGGAUACUUCUAUAAUAAAACCUUUUCCAGGCAUAGUAUCAACCACAUUCAACUUUAGCAUCCCGAUUUAGGUUCAAACUAGAUUGCACUUUCGGGAAAUGUAACGACUUGCUGGAUUAAUUGGCAGUGUUGGCCGAACGUUAAUUGCAAUUAACCAUUAACCAGUACAAAUUGAACCGUAAACCGUAAUGGACGGUUAUAUAUAUAUUUGGAUUUUCUUGGAAAACCUAGUAGAUUUGUGCGGCCUGGAAAAGGGUUAAAAAUCCCAUUAUUUAAAUAUCACAAAAAAGUUAAUAUGAGUUAGUUUACCUGAGAAACAUCUUAUACGGUAGUUGCGAAUGAAAAUGACUUCAUUGGUAUCCAAAUGUACCCUCAAAGAAAUUCUAAAAGUGUAUCAGACCGGCUAGCAUGAGUUGCGUACUCGCGAGUCUAUACUUGAAGUCGCGCUAGAUGUAUGGAGUCGCGCCCGAGAACGCAACUCAUGCUAGCAGGUCAGGUCAGGUGGGGUAAAAAAGAACAUAGUUUAUUUUGCACGGGAUAAGAAAUAAAAUAUGAUUCCAAAAUUUUGACCAUUUUUUUGGCACCAGGCUUGAAAAUACUAGUAAUUCUAAGUGCGACGAACCCAAAAUGUAAGAUUAACCGGUUCCCAACUUUUUUUUAAUAAUGCCCUGGUGUUCGUUUUACACCACCUGUCUUCAUAUUGGCAGCGAUUUAAUUUUUUACUUUCAACUGAAAUAGAUUAUUUUUAUACAACAUUUUGCUUAGCAGCGUAUGUAGAAUAAGCUAGAACGAUCUCUGUGCGACACGCACUGAAUGUGUGUUGAGUAAAGCACUGUAUAGAACUAUCUCUAUGCGACACGCACUGAAUGUGUGUUGAGUAAAGUACUGUAUAGAACUAUCUCUAUGCGACACGUACUGAAUGUGUGUUGAGUAAAGAACUGUAUAGAACGAUCUCUAUGCGACACACAGAAUGUGUGUUGAGUAAAGAACUGUAUAGAACGAUCUCUAUGCGACACACAGAAUGUGUGUUGAGUAAAGAACUGUAUAGAACGAUCUCUAUGCAACACGCACUGAAUGUGUGUUGAGUAAAGAACUGUAUGGAACGAUCUCUAUGCAACACGCACUGAAUGUGUGUUGAGUAAAGGGUGUUUUCCGUUCGCUUCCAUUAUUUUAUACGAGCAUUUAUUUUCUAUAUGUCCAGAUUUGAAUAUUAACAGUAUUUAAGUGAUACUCUACAGUAACUAUGUACCUUCAUGAAUUUUAUGAGUUAGAAUCAGCUUUUGUGUUGGAAAACAUCCUUCUGGUUUUGAAUACGAUUGUGAGUUUGGCAUAUGACUUGAGUUAAUUAAAAGUACAACAGAUAACUUGUAUUAUCCAUUUUUAAGAGUGAAAUAAUAAUGAUUUAGGAAUCAAUACAUAUUUUGAUGUCAUUCAUUGUUAUGUGUGUUAACGACAUACGACAUGUAUGUAUUUUACACAUUUAAUUGCAAAUAAUUGAGUCUUUAUGAUGUCAAUAUUGAUGUCAAAAACUGCAAAACUCAUAUGAUAUGCCAAACGCCUGACUAGAUAUUUUUAAUGUAUUGUACUUUUGUACUCGGUAACGUAGAAUGAAAAAUGUAGUGUUGUACAUAUUUUAUAUGAUACCUACCCUAUUAUUGACCAGGAUAUUGAUUAAACAUCGCAAGUCUUACGUUAACCGUUUUACCGCCAUACGUGAAACGAAUACAUAUAUUGUAUCGAAAGAAUUGGUUUGAAAUCUAAAUGUAAAAAAUAGGAAUGUCAAAUCACUAAAACGGAUAAUAAACUCCGAAAUAAGCAUUUAAAAUGCCGUAAACGUCUUAAUACAUAACUCUGGCAAGAAAAUUUCUACUUGUUUAAAAUUGAACGAAGGUUAAAAACCGAUUAAGAUUAACGAUUAACAAAUUGUUGUUUGACUUUAAACUGUUAAUUUUAACAGAUGGCUACGUAUUUUUCCUUCAUGCACCAUAUAAUUAUAUGGAGCUUAUCAUGUGGCUAUGGCGUAUAUAAACAUGAUAGAAUUGACAAAUGCGUGCAGAAAAGGUUGUAAAAAAUUCUAAACUGCAUUUGUCUUCCUAUUUCGAUAUCGUUCGGCACAAACACUUACGGGUCACAGAAACGACAAGUGUCAGACAUAUUUGUUACUAAAAUACAUUUGACAUUAGAUAGCACUAAAGUAUCUUUAAAGUUUCACACUCGACUUUAAACCGCGCGUUUGGUAGAUCAAAAUACUGACGGUUUGAUAUCUAGUGUGGCACGGAUUAAAAAAGGAAGCUUGACUUAAACAUUGCCAAAAGUAGAGGAAUUACGCAAACUUACAUUCCUAAGCUUACACUAAAAUUUACUGACAUAUUCGAUGUACAUUUCAAAACAAAUUUGUACCUUAAUAAUAACCUAAUAAGGUGCGUUUUUGUUUUCAAAAUUGUAAAGAUUAUGAUCAUUUUGGUACCAAAGUACCUCCACCGGAAUGAAGCUAACUGUAUUAAAAUAAGGUUAGUUAUAGUGUGAUUGAGUUUUUUAUUAUUUUUGUAUUGCUCAAAGUGUAAUUUAAUUUGUAACCAUGUGUUUGUAUGUUUUCGUGUAUAUUCCCGUAACGAUGAUAUGAUACCAUUGUAAGUGCAGUGUAUAAUAUUUAACUAUAUAAUUUAUUUAUUAAUUUGCAAAA
Cydia strobilella is the source of this 10733-nucleotide messenger RNA. It is a transcript of the gene dock, whose product is annotated as SH2/SH3 adapter protein dreadlocks. Gene Ontology annotation, biological process: signal transduction; cell migration. The record is from RefSeq and is a predicted model, not a curated record. The coding region runs from base 534 to 1733 and encodes 399 amino acids. Gene Ontology annotation, molecular function: signaling adaptor activity; receptor tyrosine kinase binding. The transcript is spliced from 9 exons. Lineage: Eukaryota; Metazoa; Arthropoda; Insecta; Lepidoptera; Tortricidae.